AUGGUUGUUCCUCCCCCGCCAGUGACCCAAUCUCCCCGGAACAGAGACCGGAUAGAGUACCAAACUGAGUAUGCAUGCGAGGGAAUGACCCUGAACAUUGCGUGUAAGGAGAAUUACGUCAUACACUUGGUACGAGCCAACUAUGGUCGUCUCAGUGUCAGCAUCUGUAAUCCUCAGGCCAAAAUCGACAUGUCCGUCAAUUGCAUGUCGUGGAAGUCUCAUCUCAUCAUGGAGAAACGGUGUAUGAACAAGCAGUCCUGUAGUGUGCAGGUCUCAGCGAAAAAUUUCGAUGAUCCGUGUCCGGGUACGAUCAAGUAUCUGGAAGUUCAGUACAACUGUACCCUCGCGUCCUUAGCUUCAUCGACGACGACGACGACAACAACGACGACGGCUCAGCCGGUGAUCCGGAAUUCGUCAGAGGAAGAUGUCGUCUCUACGUCGCCAACAACGACGUCAACGACAACGACGUCCAUGCCUCCAACAGCGGAAAUCACCGCGGUACAAACAACGACCGCGAGCAUACCCCCGACGCCGAGGUUCGCACAGGAGCCGAUGCUGCCUCCGGAGCGUCCUGCGCCUUUCCCCACGGAAGACAAUCCCGAUAGCGACUACGUCGACACGACAAAGUCACUAUCCUGUGUUCCGACGACGGCGAGGAAUCUAUACUGGAAUUGGACUCGAGCCGGAAAGGCUUACGUGCAGAAGUGCCCUGGAGGCGCAUCAGGUCUCGCUCGGUGGCAUUGCGAUCCGAAUGAGGUUCAUUGGAUCCCGGAGAAACCCGACUUGAAGCAAUGCAAGUCUCUGUGGGUGGAGAAUCUGUCGGAAAAACUGGCUAAGCAAGACCUGACGCUGACGCUGACGCAACUCGCAUCGGAUCUCUCGCAUCAGACCUACUCGAAAGAGCUCUUCAGCGCAGACGUGCGAGAGAUCUCAAACAUCAUUCAAGUUAUGCUCACCCGACUCGAACCCAGCGUUCUCGACCAGAAUAUCGGAGUCUGGCACCAGGAGCAGCUCUACAAAGACCUUCUGCAGGAUUUCGUGGGCACCGUCUCAAACCUGCUCGAAGUGAAGAACCAGGAGGCCUGGAGUGAUCUGAGUACGACCGAUCAGAAGCAGAUCCUGACACGUCUGAUGACGGCACUCGAGGAGAACGCCGGCCUGCUUUCGAACACAUUCAAACAGGAGAACAACUAUCCCGUUGUCAAGAACAACGUCUUGAUGUCGGUACGAGGUGUCGAUUCCUGGCGCAGUAUGGUCAUACAUUUCCCGUCGAUUAACGAGCGGGAGCAGGACCAGAACUGGUCGUCGAUGCAGGAUUCGGUUAACGUUCCCGUCGAGGCCAUUCAGCAGUUCUUCAAACAAGGAACGUUCCGAAAACUGAUAUUCAUCGUUUACAACAAUCUGGACAUCUACUUGGUCCCCGAACCCGAGAACCACUUCCCGCGGUCGGCGUUCGACGAGCGGUUGGCGUCCGGAUUCAUCAACUCCAGAGUCGUUUCCGUCAGCGUGGGGAAGGAGAGCUCGGAACGUCUGGCUCAGCCCAUCCAGGUCACGCUGAAGCAUCUUCAGGAGGAAAUCGUCUCGGAGCCCCAGUGCGUCUACUGGAAUAUCGAGUCAAGUGCCUGGUCCCCUGAAGGCUGCUGGGUCUCAGCAUCGAACCGUUCGAGCACCGUGUGCGCCUGUGAUCAUCUCGGGAGCUUCGCGAUUAUGAUGGAAAAUCCAUCGCAAGUCGAUCGUCGAAAACCCUUCGAUCAGCGUCUCGUGGUCACAGUCGGCUGCUGCGUGGCUUUGGGAUUCUGCUGCAUCGCCGCGCUGCUCCUGUUCCUCUUGAAGUUGCACAAGAACGAUCAGCUGUGGAUUCAUCGGAACUUGGCGGUGAAUCUGAUGAUUGCCGAGUUCGUGUUCGUCGUCGGAAUCAAUCAGACGCAUCUCGGCGUCACGUGCAGCGCCGUGGCGGCGCUCCUCCAGUAUUUCCUUCUCGUCGCAUUGGGUUGGACCUUCUUCGAAGGCUUCCACCUCUACAGCAGCCUCGUGGAACCGAUGGAAAUUCAUAAAUCAAAACUAAGAUGUUACGCGUCUCUUUCGUACAUCGCACCCGCAAUCGUCACCGGAGUGUCGCUUCUCAUCGAUCCGUCGAGUUUCGGCACACCAAAGUACUGUUGGCUGCGCUCCGACAACUUUUUCAUCUUCAGCUUUAUUGCUCCGAUGGUUGGAAUUAUUUUUGGAUGUGUCGUAUUUGUGUGCAUCGGUGUUUGUAUCAUCUGUAACCAGGGGGGUUUGGCGACCACUGUCAAGGGUAAAGAGGAGGACAAGGUGAACACGGUCAAAACCUAUAUGUACUGGGUGACCUUCCUGCUCGUCUUCAUGACGUUCACCUGGGCUUCUGCCGUCGUCUACGUGGCCAAGUUCAACUUGGCGUGGGCGGUCAUUUUCGCUACAUUCAACUCGGUCCUUGGCGUGUUCCUACUCAUUUUCACCUGUUGGAAGAACGAAGCGUUCCAGGACCGCUACGGGCACUCGCUGCAGAACUCGCGGUGGAUCCCCGCCUGCAUGAAGAGGUGCCUCUUCGGAGGAAGAAACCAACUCGCUAUCGAUGUCAGCGUAAACAAUGUCAACGGCGCCCCUCUUCAUCCCCAUCCUUCAUGGAAUACGGAUCACAAGGCAGUCUCAGGGCUUACCGCUCAAUGUCUCGGCCCGUUCCAGUCUCAGCAACAACACACGUUGGUAACUCAGGGCAAGUUUACCAUACCUGUUCGCCCAUCUAUGGGGGGAGCGGGGCCGGACUCGGGGGGGAUUCUUGCCCUCACUCCGCAGACCAUCAAUAUCAGCGGAACAGUCAACGGAGCCACGUUGGGCGACCGCGCACGUUCUAUGGCAAUGGCCAAUUCUCUUAGCAAGUCGCAGCACAACCUCGUACAGGGAAGCGGGAAACUGGGCCAGCCCCAAGGACAGUGGGUUCAGUGGAGAGGUGCCCGACCGUCACCGGGCGGGCCCUAUUCGGAGGCGUCGAGCGUCUACUCGGCCUUUGCGGACCACAUCUACGAAUCGAUCGACGUCGGCUCGAUGGUUCCGCCGCCCGCGCCCGCCGACUCGACGCCCAACAUCCUCUACGGCAACACCGCCGAGAUCCUUCAAGACGCCACCGGAUGCUACGAGCAGAGACCUCUGAUCAACAAAUACAGCACGAUGAGCAAUCAGCUGGACGCGACUCUGUCGCGGAUGUCCCCCGCCGAACGAGCAGCUACGGCACGUAGAGCGAAGCAAAUCGCCGCCUCGACUCCCGUCGUGCAAGUGAAUGGGCAACUUUUUACACCGCAACAGCUUUACGAAGUAGCUCUGACACAGGCUCUGCAGGUGUCUGCCAAAAUAGAAGAGCAGGACAGACAUCAGGACAAUCAGGUGAUUGCGGUACUCGACGGUGAAAAGGUCGUCACUCGCAUAAACCCGUUGGAUUCACCGACAAACUCGUCGAACUCGUCGGCCACGUCUGAAGGAAGCCCCAGCAGUGCCCAAAGCUGUCAGCAGCCUCCCAGAUACAAUCUUAGUACAUACUGUUAA
Galendromus occidentalis (western predatory mite) is the source of this 3558-nucleotide messenger RNA. Its product is annotated as latrophilin Cirl. Lineage: Eukaryota; Metazoa; Arthropoda; Arachnida; Mesostigmata; Phytoseiidae. The record is from RefSeq and is a predicted model, not a curated record. The transcript has 14 exons. Bases 1 to 3558 code for a protein of 1185 amino acids. Gene Ontology annotation, biological process: G protein-coupled receptor signaling pathway; cell surface receptor signaling pathway. Gene Ontology annotation, molecular function: carbohydrate binding; G protein-coupled receptor activity. Gene Ontology annotation, cellular component: plasma membrane.